CAGACCAGUUCCACUGAAACAAAGAAUGGGAGGAGCCACUCACGCAUGAGUUGAUCGCAUGAAGGUUGUCAGACUACGUUUUUAUUACCAUAUUGAAGCGUUCAUUUGUGACGGUGCCGUUGUAACAUGGAGGAUAAGGUUUUAUUGAGUACGAGAGGCCGCUACAUGUUUGCAAGAACGCAUUCACACCUAAACUAGCGAGAAGUUUCACUGUCGUCAGAUCAUGUGAAGUUGUACAUUCUAUCGAUCAACAAAAAAAAGCGGUUGUAUUCAGGGGCUAUAUUACCUGAUAGUCAUUAACGGGUAGGUUAGGGCCUAGGGCCACAUGUAGUCCUCAAUGCAGCGACCUGACCGAUAACAAUAACUACUCCACGGAUGCCAGGAAACUACGUGCAGGAGCGGCAAUCGUGAUAUGCGGGCGUUCACGACACACAACGUUAGUGCGAGCUUUGCAGUAUGGUCACUGCAUUUGAAGCUGACAACUUAUAUGUACAUGAUUGAUUGACUGUCCGUGGAUAUCUCCAGCUUCGUAAGAAUUUCCCCAGCUUUGACAAAAAUAAUGUCAGCGCUGACAGAGAACAGUUACUUCAGGUUUCUUGUGCUGACCAUUGCAUACAUAUUGUACCUGUGCCUUGGCGCCGGGGUAUUUUUAGCCUUCGAGCAGUCGGUGGAGAGUAACUAUGUAGCCAAACUACAGGGUUUGUCUGAUGCCUUCGUGAGGGAGAACCCCUGCGUGAACUUCUCCGACCUGUAUGCUUUCAUGGAGGAGGUUCUGGCUGUGGGUAGUAAGGGGAUUCGCUUGGAGGAGGAUGGCUCAUCCUACAGAGUCUGGGACUUUGCAUCAGCAGUCUUCUACAGUGUUACUUUAAUAACAACUAUCGGUUAUGGUCACAUGACUCCCCUCUCAGAAGGCGCCAAAGCUUUCAGUAUUGUGUACUCACUGGUGGGCAUACCCUUCACGUUUCUAUUUCUGGGCAUGAUGGUGUCUCUAUGCAACAGACCCUCACAGCGGCUUCUGGAAUGCUUAAUCAGAAAACAACGAAAGAAAGAAAGCAAACGUAGUGUUUCAUCGCCAACAGAGGACAAAUUCAGCAACCUUGGCAUCCACAUACUCCAUCUGACGAUAAUUGCGGCCAUCGUCUUCACUUUUUUCUUCCUGAUCCCGGCUGCCAUAUUUGAUGCUCUGGAGAACACCUGGAACUAUCUGGAGAGCCUGUAUUUCGUCUUCAUCUCCAUCUCCACAAUUGGUCUGGGAGACUACGUGCCUGGAAGCGACCCGCACAACAGCGUGUAUGAAGACCACCGGAGCCUGUACCAUCUCUGCGUGACAGGCUACCUUUUGGUCGGAGUGGGUUCCUUGUUACUACUGUGCGAGACAGUGGUCAAGAUCCCGCAGAUCAUGGGCGGAAUCUUCGCCAGUUUGGUCCCCCAGUCUUCGCCAGAGGAAACGGAUGUCGAGAUGGAUGACGCUGGCUCGGAGAAGACGGACAUAACGAACGUUCCCAAUACGUACUCAACGUUCAACAGUGUCAACAGUGACCAUCCAAAUUGAUGCUGUUCAUUGUGGAUAUAAUGUUGUGUAUACAAUUGAAAUGCAUAUUUUAAUGCAAUAAUUUUAUCAGAAACGCAGUCGUUGCAUAAAAUGCCUUCCAUAUUUUUGUCACAAAAAAGGGGAAUUCCGGAGAUGUUAUUUAAAUAUGCAUUUUUAAUAUAUGUUUCCAUUAAAGGGAAUUUGGGCCAGAGGCUAUGCAUUCGUUAUCAGAAUAAGUGGGGUGUAGUAACCCCUUCGAUUACCCCCUCCCACCGGGAAGCUCCGUUGGAUUAUUCCGAGUUUCCGUGGGGGAUAUGUUUGACAUGUCCGAUAGAAAAACAGUGGGAGCAUUUUCAAACUUAAAACAGGUGACAUUGCGAGAGCGCUCCUGGUUUAAAACAUUCUUGGGCACUAGAUUUGAUAGCUUUGAUUGCGUUUGCGUAAGGGAAAGAUGAUUUGAUAUAAAGUACUCUCGACUAAAAGUAAGUGGGACAGUAGGAGGGGAUAUGUACUGUAUUAGGCCAAGCACAUUUUUGCAGGAUGCAGUUGAACGCUUCAACUGCACACUUGUUAGUCCUUCCCCUAAUCAGACUGAAAUCUUCGUAAAAUCUCAUCUUAUGCAACAUUUAUUAACUUGAAGAUGUAUAGCAAACAUAAAAUGUGUUAGCUUAUAUCAAGUGCUACCUCUGAAGUCACGUUCGAAUACCUUCGUUCUGUCCACCUUCAUACAAGCGCCUGUGGGUGCCGCAACGAUUCGGCAUAGAAUGGAAAAGCUCGAUAUUGACGGCCGCUGGUAGCCAAGUGAAGUGGUGGAACACAAUUACUCGGACUUCAGAGACUCUAUCGCCGCGGUUCUCCACUGUCUGGGGUUUGCAGACCAGCGAUCUGCCUGCAUGCUUGACCGAGUGACGAGUCGAGCAAUGUGAUUGACAAACCAUGACGAUUGACCGUCAAAAAUUAAUGAAGAGUUGCCAAUUAAGACGACGCUUGGCUUCAUUAAAUGUAGUUGAUCAUGCGAACCAUUUACAGCGGAUAGUUCCUUUUGAAUAAUUGCAUGAUCCCUGAGGGGCGGAUCCAGAGAUUUUUUUCCAGGAGGGGUCAGGCCCGUCAGAUGUUGUUUAUAUCCGAUUGUUGGGGACAGACGGAUACAUAAUAGGUAUGGCAUAGCAUUGUUACCGAUGUACAAAUAAUAAUCCUUAAAGAAUGUCGUCUUUAUUGUCAGGUGGGGUGGGGGAGAGUUGACACCCACCCCUUGGAUUCGCAACUGCCCUCUGUAGUUACUAUCUUACAAUAAACGCGUCAUUUAGAUUUAUUACGAAAACCCUAGGUAUCCGAUUUCAUCCGCAACGUUGACGGAGCAGUGAAAAUUUUGUAACUCUGAGGUUUGAGACUGAAGUGCCUUCUUUUUUAUAAGAAGGGAAAGGAAACGAGGCUUGCUGACAGUUAGUGUCAUCCACUUUGUAUAAUGCACUCUGCAACUGCGUUUUUUUGUUCGUCUCGUUCCGUCUGCAACCAUACUCAUGAAAGUGGUAAUUCAAUUGAAGAGGGGAGUCGCGUAUCAGAGCUUGCAUGCGAGGCUUGUAAUUAGUUUGUCUUUUGAAAAAAAAAUUGGAACGAUAUUUUACGUUGCGUGGGGAGCAUUUCUUACAGAGUGGACCGAAAUCGACGCAGGUGUUUCUGCUUUCACGGUAAUUGUUGAAAGGGCUGGGAUUUUUUUUAUCUGGAAAGAUUUUGGCGGUAUUGUGUAUGCCAGGUUUAUAAAGGAUUUCGAACGGAGACUGUUAUCAGCAACAGUGCUUCCAACUCAAGCUUCCAAUGUCUCUACAAUGUUUUUUAAAGCUCUGCAGCUGCCAAAGCAAUAUAUUGACGCCAGUGCUCACUUUAGGGUUGCGUUAGUAAUAACAUUAGUCGUUUUGAAUCGUUAUAUUAUUUUGUUACACAGCUAUAGUGUGUAAUUUGUACAAUUCAAAUAAAAUAUUCAAUAGAUUUUUCCGUUUUAAUUUUAAUUCUAAUUGAAUUAUAGUGGGUAUGUAAUACUCUCUGUUUUUAUAUGCCAGGGCGCCACUUUGUCUUUCAGCCACAACCCAUUAGACUAGGUUUUGAGUCUGAUCAAUGAAGAUGCCAGAAAUUUGAUAAAAUGACUUAACAAUAGUACAACACAUCAUUUAUCAUUAAUUGUAGAUGUAGCACUUUUUCUGUUCUUAGAAUAAUACAAUUUAAUAGUUUAUGAUGCACGAGGAAUAUCAAAGAAGGGUUAGAAUGAAAAAGAUGACAAAGAAGGAUGGAGCACUUUAUUCCCAGAAUGUAUGUAAAAUGCCCUUAAAAGUGCAUACUUCUGUGGCCUAUUAAUGUUGGGCGCGAUCGGCUGAUCUGCACUACCGCUCUCUGCGAUAGGUCGAUCAGGUAUGAAAUCUCAAAUUUACGUCCCUUUUGUACACAGUCUUGUUUUGUCACGAAUUAGAAUGGAGGGCUACCGGUAUUGGCUGAUGGCGAUACUGUCGACAAACCGUGCAAUAAUACCGACUGAUAGUGUAAAAUCGAGUGAUCGUGUCGAUUGACACAUCGCGCCCAAUAUUAUACCUUUGUGUACUCAUGUUCGUCCAUCGACCUUGGAAAUAUUAAUCUGAUUUUGUAAAUGCACUUGAAUGCGGUGGAAGUAUUACUAUGCAAACUGCAUUACUUUCCGAAAUACAUUAGCACUGAAGAGGCAAAAACAACCAAAAACUGAUUUACUUAAAAGAUGGUCAUAAUUGACUUUGCAACAUUAUUGAGCCUGAAAAAACUUCGCAGUCCCCGAUGUAAAUGCCUUGAUCGAAGCAACGUUGCCGUGGUUACAAUCAGGUGAUGAUCUGCGAGGCUCCUGUGGGCGCCGAAAUUAUGACAAGAUUUUGUUUGCAUGGCAUAGUUUACCAUGUGCAUCUUUUGCCCACACAAUGGAUAUUUGGAGUAAUUAAUUCAAGUAUGAUCAAAUUGCGCACGAAGUGUAUUGGGGAACAUUAGACAAUCAGCGGAAGUCAACUCCACCAGACGUGUUUCAAGUUAACAGUCCGGGGUCACGGGAAAAGCAAGCUUAAAUUUCAAUACAUCAUGGGGUAAACACACAGCCAAAAUGUCAAUUUCAAAUUUGAAGGGAAUCCAUACAGCAAACGAUUUCCAUUGACCCUUGACUUCAAAGAAAUUUUCACACGCAUCCGUGUCCAUAGGCCUAUAGUGCACUACUUAUUAGUAUACAUUCUUUGGACCUAGGGGGAAAUAUAUUUAAGUUUGACUUGAACACGUGACUGAGAUGACUCUAUAUACCCAUCGAAUGAAAAGCACAAUAUACACCAAACCUUUGUCAUCACACAGCUUGGAAUGAUAUUUGUUGUGAAACUUUAGCAGGUUCAGAACAUAUAUUGUUGAUGAGUUAAUCAAAACCCAAACUUACAAUUGAAAUCUGCUGAAAAAAUCUCGUCGUAAAACCUUUAAACCCUUCUAUUGUAAUGCUUUUGGCAUUUUCAAACGGAUAUAGAGCUUUUGCAUUAUUGUUAGCAAUGAUAGUCUCAAGUGUGCUGAAAUUAUUUUUUAGAAAUAGGCUGAAAUACUCUAGUUUUAUUUAUUCGUUUCAUGCUGUGAAUAUUUCAUGGUAGGUUACUCAAGUAAUAUAUGUUUCAGUAUCUAAAUAAUUUUAUAGCCUAAAAGGUGACACAAUUCAAUUUGCCUGGGCCGCUCAUUAAAUAUUUUUGUAAGUCCUCGAUGAAAACAGGAAACUCUUUUUCAAUUUUGUUAUAGAGAAUGAUUUGCAAAACAUAUCACAUCUGCCACGGUACAUCGUAAUUUGGCACCCCAUUGUAAAGUUGUCUUCUGGGACUAAACAACAAGUGUCUAUUUCUAACUUCUUAUUUCUUGGGGUAGGCCCUAAUCACCAAUUGCCAAAUAGCACGAAUAGGCAAAAAUCUCCAGGUCCCCGGAACCACUAUUCAGUUUCAUGCGUAUUAGUCGUAAGUGACUUAGAGAUAAACAAUACGGUACGUUUUCUCAGCCUUUUUUAUUAAAUAUUGUUCACAGAAUGCGAGGCCCACUCGAAAUAAGCUGUUAGUUGAAUGCUCUAUUCGCAUUCGAAUAUCAAGACAAAGUGCGUCUGUCUUUCAAGUAGUUAUUCUUUUCGUGCAUUAAAUUCGCCGAAAGCCUUCGGAAGAGGUUGAUCAAGAACUCAAUUUAAUUAGCCAGUAAUUUCAACAUGCUCCCAUUUAAAUUGAGCUCUUUGGAAUAGCAUGAAUCCUGAGUCGUAUUUGCAUUUAUUAAAGUUGAUUUUCCAGGAAAGAGAAUCGUUACAGGCGUACAAGGAAACGAGCAAACUUUUCCAUGUCGAAGCGAUUAAAGCUGUUGGUUAGCUUUGGCGU
Molecule: messenger RNA, 5913 nt
Organism: Acanthaster planci (crown-of-thorns starfish)
Lineage: Eukaryota; Metazoa; Echinodermata; Asteroidea; Valvatida; Acanthasteridae
Gene: kcnk1
Product: potassium two pore domain channel subfamily K member 1
Biological process (GO): stabilization of membrane potential; potassium ion transmembrane transport
Cellular component (GO): plasma membrane
Molecular function (GO): outward rectifier potassium channel activity; potassium ion leak channel activity
Source: RefSeq, a predicted model, not a curated record